AUGACGUUGCAGGUGGAGGAGGGGUCAAGCGCAGCAGCAGCAGACGCUCUAGCUGCUAGGAGCGCCGCCGCUAGCGCCGUGGCGAAGCCGUUCAUGAGCCGAAAGCUCGGCAGCUUCGAGAAGAUGCUCACGCAAACUCGGGACGGCGCUGGCCCUGCCGAGGACGGCGUUCGGACUCUAACUACUCCGCACGUGUGGGCUGCCGUGAUCGACGGCGACUUGCCGAGGAACUCGCUCAAGCGCGGGAUCGAGGCGGUCCUCGCCCGCCACCCCAUGCUCCGCGCUUGCAUCCGCACGCCGGACGGGCCUAAGGAGCCGCUGAUCGAUAUCCGGGGCGAGGAGCGGGAAGACGGGGACCCCCUCUACUUCUGCGAAUCCAAGUGCGAAUCGCUGGGGGCGCUAGCGGAGCGCGUCUUGGCCCCCGAAGAAGACGAGAUCUCCGGAGAUGAAGCUUUCGCGCGGGAGUGGCGAGGGCGGCUCGAGCGCAACCUGGACAACGCGCGGUUGCCGGACCAACGGAGCUCGAACGUGAUGCUGCAAGGGAUUCUAGAGGCCGCAGCUGGGAAGGCAAGCGGCCCCGCGCGUUCAGCCGAUGAUGCAGGCGGGUUUGAUCUGCCCCCCAGCAUGGAAGCUGCGAUUGUGGAGGGGAAACAAUUCCGCAGAAACACGCUGGGGUACAUGUGGCGCCAGGCCACGGUGGCGAUCGCAAAACCCAUGGUCGUACCAGACGGGCUUGCCUCUGUAGACGAGAGGAGCGAGGGGGGCGACGAGGGGCCGUUCGGGGUGUCUAGCCGGAAAAGCGCGUGCGAGUUUUCGUCGGUGCCGGCGGACGACGUAUCUGUGAUGCUGCAGGCGUGCAGAGAACGAGGGCUAACCCUGUCGGGAGCCCUGAGCGCCGCUUGCCUGAUGGCGUGCAGCGACGUCGCCCAUGCCGAGGGCAGCCGAGGGUCGAACCGUUACAAGUUUCUCCUGGCGGUUGACCUUCGGCGUUUCGGCACCGGGGAUUACUCCGACAUGGACUGGACGGGGGGCACCGUGGCGUGCGCGGGGGGGGCGAUCGACUACGCGGUGAAGGUUCCCGCCGGGAGCGGGUCGAGGCUCGUGGGACGGGACGGGGAGGAGGCGGCGCGGGUGGCGCGGGAGGAGUUCUGGAGGCUCGCUGAGCGAUGCAAGACCGCCACGCGGGACAUGGUGGAGAAGGAAACACUGAGGGAGGCGGUAGCAGUGUUCGACUGGGCGAUGGAGAACAUACACAUUUGGGCUUCCGUCGACAUGCAGAGUCGAAACGCCAAGACCCUCGGGAGAGCCUACACGUGCGGUGUCAGCAACAUGGGGCGGUACCCAUUCGAUACCCAGGUAGGCAAUCUUUCUCUCAAGGCGGUGCACUACGGAACGAGCCAGUCCGCCCGCGGAAGUUUGUUCCAGCUCAGCUGCGGUACGAUAGACGGAGAGCUUUUCAUGACACUGCAGUUCGCCGAGCCCCUCCUGACACGAGAAGCAGGGGAGGCCUACUUGCGGGGCAUCAUCGACAACCUGCGGGCCGCUUGCGUAACUUCCUCAUGA
Messenger RNA from Ectocarpus siliculosus, 1563 nucleotides. The record is from the annotation of a GenBank genome assembly. Lineage: Eukaryota; Phaeophyceae; Ectocarpales; Ectocarpaceae.